CUUUUCUUUUUCUUUUUUCACACAUCUAUUUAUAUCGCUGUUCUUUUUUUAUUUUUAAUUUUUUUUUGCUGUUAAACGUGUAUAUCGCAACAUUUUCUUUACUACUUAAUAUAAUACUUAUUCGUCCAAUAUAAACAUUUAAAACCGCAGAAAUAUGCCUAAUAACAACGAGACGAUUCCACUCAACCCUAUCGAAAAAGAAUGGAAAGAUCAAAUCUCACCGGAUCUAGAGAUAUAUCUCGAAACGGAACCGACGUUUGGACUGACGGAUACACAAGUAGCUGAUCGGCUAGCAAAGUUUGGCAGAAAUGAGUUGCAAGAAAAGAAAAAGAGCAAAAUUAAGCAUUUCUUAUCCUUUUUCACAGGAGCUAUUGCAUAUUUAAUGGAGAUCUCCAUCAUUUUAACGGCAGUGACCAAAGAUUGGGUAGAUUUUGGUAUUAUCUUGGCCAUGUUGAUCAUCAAUGCUUUAAUUGGAUACAGCGAAGAAUCGAAAGCGGAAUCUGCAGUAGCAGCAUUAAAGAGCAGUCUUGCAUUACAUACGCGCUGUUGGCGUAAUGGGCGUUUGCAAGAGAUUCAAGCGACCGAAUUAGUGAUUGGUGAUGUGAUUGUGAUUCGUUUAGGUGAUAUUGUACCUGCCGAUGUUCGACUUUUAGGUAUCGGUGCUACGGGUGAGGCAAUUGAUGGUGAUCUGCAGGUUGAUCAAAGUGCAUUGACGGGUGAAUCCUUACCGUUACGAAAGCGUAAAGGAGAUCUUGUUUAUUCUUCCAGCACAGUAAAGCAAGGCCAACAAUUAGGUAUUGUCGUGCGUACAGGUGCUGAUACCUUCAUUGGAAAAGCUGCCAACUUGAUUUCGAUCACAACAGACGCUGGUCACUUUCAAAAAGUUGUUAAUUACAUUGGAAAUUUCUUGAUUGCAAUUUCUGUGGUUUUGGUCUUGAUUAUUUUUAUUUACGACUUGGUCGAAGUGAAGGUUCAAAAUGGAACAAUCACAAAGGAUGAUGUAUUGGAGACCCUGAAAGAGAUGGUCGUGCUAACGAUUGCUGCAAUUCCUGUAGGGUUGCCUACUGUUAUGUCUGUCACCAUGGCGAUCGGAGCAAAACAAUUAGCCAAAAAACAAGUGAUUGUAAAACGUUUAACUGCUGUCGAAGAACUUGCUUCAGUCUCUAUUCUUUGCAGUGACAAAACGGGUACCUUGACCUUGAACGAAUUGACAUUUGACGAGCCUUAUCUUUCUCAAGGAUAUGAUAAAAACGAUAUUCUGUUGUAUGCCUAUCUCUCAUCCGAACCCGCUACCAGUGAUCCUAUUGAAUUUGCCAUUCGUACUGCCGCCACCAAAGACCAUCCUUUAAUUACAGGAGAGAAGCAUGAAGCGAUGGGUUACAAAGUACAAAUGUUUAAACCCUUUGAUCCCACUGAAAAAAUGUCUCGUGCAACUAUAUUGGAUAAUUCAACACAGACCGACUUUAAAGUGGCGAAAGGUGCACCCCAAGUGAUUAUUGAUCUUGUUAAGCAAAGCAGUGGAAAUAAUAUGAGAGAUGCUGAAGCAGUGAUUGUGGAGUUUGCAAGUCGUGGAUUACGUGCACUUGGUGUAGCACGUACGCGCAUUAUGGGCGGACAAGAAAUCUGGGAGUUGGUCGGUAUCUUUAGUUUAAUUGAUCCUCCACGUCAUGAUUCUGCAGAGACUAUCAAGGAUUGCGCUGAUUAUGGAAUCGUUGUCAAGAUGAUUACAGGUGAUCAAACAAUUAUUGCAAAAGAGGUGGCCCAAAGAUUGGAUAUGGGACAAGAUAUUUUGGAUGCCAAUUGUUUGGUAGAUCCUUCGAAAACAGAUGACCAAGUAGCACAGCAGUGUCUCGAUGUGGAUGGUUUUGCUCGAGUGAUUCCUGAACAUAAAUACAGAGUGGUUGAAUUAUUGCAAGGCAAAGGAUACUUUGUAGCAAUGACAGGUGAUGGAGUAAACGACGCACCUGCGCUGAAGAAAGCCAAUGUAGGUAUUGCUGUGCAUGGCAGCACAGAUGCAGCCCGGACUGCUGCUGAUAUUGUAUUACUUGCGCCUGGUUUAUCCGCCAUUAUUGAUGGUAUCAAAACAUCGCGUGCCAUUUUCCAAAGACUUCAAUCGUAUGCGCUCUACCGUAUUGCUUCUACUAUUCACUUUUUGAUCUUCUUCUUUGUCAUUACUCUGGCCGAAGGGUGGCAAAUGCCACCGAUUUUUUUGAUCUUGAUCUCGGUUUUAAAUGAUGCUGCUACUAUGAUUAUGACGGUGGAUAAUGUAACGAUUUCAAAGGCACCCAAUGUGUGGCGAUUGAAACUUUUGGUGGUGCUUUCCUCUGUGUUGGCUAUUUUCUUGUCAUUCUUCUCAUUUGCUCAUUUCUACAUCUUUAGAGAUGUACUUAAAGUAACAGAGGGUCAAUUAUACUCAGUGAUGUAUCUUCAUAUCUCAGCUGCACCUCAUUUCAUUAUCUUUUCAACACGUACAGAAGGAUUUUGUUGGAAUAGUCUACCCUCAUGGCCAUUUACACUUGUUGUAUUAGGUACACAAGUGAUUGCAUUGGUCUUAUCUGUCUACGGUGUGGUGGGCGAUGCUAAAGUAGAAGGUAUUGGUUGGCCACGUGGUUUGAUUAUUAUUGCUAUUGCUCUAGUAACAUUUGUGCUUGUGGAUCUUGUCAAGGUGUUGACUAUCCGACUCUGGAACCGUACGCAUGAUACCCAUAGUGUGAUUGUAAAACAUAAGCGUACGCUCAAAGAUUUCACCACUAAAAAACCCACGCGUGCUCAAAAGUUUAAUCAAGAUAAUCAUCUUAAUUGGGAUGAGGGAUAUCGCGCUUAUUAAAUAAAAUCUGUUGUCUAUUUAUACCUAUAUUAACCAUGCA
Molecule: messenger RNA, 2867 nt
Organism: Mucor mucedo
Lineage: Eukaryota; Fungi; Mucoromycota; Mucoromycetes; Mucorales; Mucoraceae
Product: plasma-membrane proton-efflux P-type ATPase
Exons: 5
Coding region: 155-2827 (890 amino acids)
Biological process (GO): proton export across plasma membrane; regulation of intracellular pH
Cellular component (GO): plasma membrane
Molecular function (GO): ATP hydrolysis activity; P-type proton-exporting transporter activity; ATP binding
Source: RefSeq, a predicted model, not a curated record